GAUUGUGCGCGAAUAUUUUACAGCGUGCCACAGCACUCGCACGUACUGGUUUUAUUAUACCCCAGUGGAGCGUACCCAGCGACAAACAGAGGAGCCUUGUCAGCCAAGAUUUCUCAAGACGUAAAAAUGCUGGUGAAAUCAAACAGUGAGUAUGACUCUUUCCUCUACUGGAGACAGCCCAUCUCAGCCCCGGACCUGUCCGAGCUGGAAGACCUGGGUGUGACCAACAGCAAGCCAACCAAGAAGAGCAAGAAGGCCACCAAGAAACAGAAUGCUGCCUUAGCCAAGCCAAGGAAGCAGCAAGAGGCACAGGAGGCUGAAUUGUCAGAGUACACCACCUUCAACUACUGGAGAGAGCCUAUCCCCAGCAUCGACCUCCUCGACUUCAAACUGCUUCUGUGAGAACCAUCCCCAUCUUAGCCUCCCACUGACCCCAUCCCCAUCCCUCUCCUCACACUGACCUCAUCUGGAUAACCAUGGAUUUUAAGUUUCUGGUCACAAGAAGAAGUACUGAAUCUGUAUUAGUCUGUACUGUGCAUUUUUGUUUAGGAUCCGACCCUUUUUUUCAAUUUUCGCCUAAAAUGACAUACCCAAAUCUAACUGCCUGACCUGAAGCAAGGAUAUGCAUAUUCUUGAUGCCAUUUGAAAGGAAACACUUUAAAGUUUGUGGAAAUGUGAAAUUAAUGUAGGAGAAUAUAGCACAUUAGAUCUGGUAAAAGAUGGUAAAAUAUUUUUGCCCCCUUGUAUUAUCUUUGAAAUGCAAGGGAAAGGCCAUAAUGCAUUAUUCCAGCGCACGUACAAUUUAGAUUUUGGCCACUAGAUGGCAGCGGUGUAUGUGCAAAGUUUUAGACUGAUCCAAUGAACCAUCGCAUAUCUGUUCAAAAUGUUGUAUCAAGACUGCCAAAAUGUGCCUAAUUGGUGCCUAAUCAAGUUUAUAAUUGUGCACUCUGCUCAAACAAUAGCAUGGUAUUUUCACUGUAAUAGCUACUGUAAAAUGGACAGUCCAGUUAGAUUAACAAGAAUUUAAGCUUUCUGCUCAUAUAAGAUAUGUCUAUGUCCUGGUAUUUUUUUUGUUACUUACAACCUCAUGCUAAUCACAUUAGCCUACUUAGCUCAACCGUCCUGUGGAGGGGACACCGAUCCCGUAGAGGAUAACCUCCAAAUAAUACUGAAAGGAUGAGGGGUAAAUGUUUUAACUUGCAGGUGACUGGCACUGUGAAUGACAUUCUAGGGAGUUCUGCUUAGGUUUUCUCCACAUGCGGGCUACAUGACUUGAUCACUAAUUUCAACAAACAUAACUAAGUAUAAAUGGCAAUAAGGUGAGCCUUUAAAUUAUUAUAAAUAGUUAAAUUGCACACUGACUGCAAGGCUCCUGUCUCACAUUAAGGACUUACACAUUCAUCAUUUGUGAGAGAACUUGAGUAUGCUACAUCACAUUUUUUAACAAAUGCAAAGUGCUGUCUCAUUUUUAGCCUCACCUAAAACAGGCUUGAAGGGUAGUGCCAACCCGAGCCUUGGAGAGUGUCCGCAUAUUGUAUUUAUAAGUAGUUAUUUAUAAGUAGUAGAAAGUAAAGCACCUCCACACAGAACAGAUAUUUUAAAAGCUCUUAGGGAGCCACAAGCAUGACUGUCUUUUGCACUUUGUAUUGAUUGCCUUGAUUUGUUUCAGACACUGAACUGACUGGUUCAAACCCACCCAAUUAAUUAAGUAUGCUGCUUUUAGUCUGCCCUAAGUAGGCCUCAACAGAGUGCAAUGACUGAGGAUAAAUGUUAGGGAUUCCAAUGCAGAGCUGGUCAACUGUUUUCUUUACUUUCUGCAUAGACCACUGUACUGUCUGAAUGUCAAGGAAAGAAUGGAUUGAAAUGUUUAAUGAAAGAAGGGAAAGGAAUGUUUUUUAUUGUGUCAGACUGAUUGCACAUGGUCUUGAAAGUACAGUAGUACACUUUCUAAUUUAGGAUACUUUUAAUCAUAAAGCUAACUUGUGCAAUGAGCAGUAAAUUCCCAAAUGUGACUCAUCGUACUUGGUCUGAGUUUUCUGAAAUAAAUGGAGAUUAAGAUA
Molecule: messenger RNA, 2060 nt
Organism: Salvelinus fontinalis (brook trout)
Lineage: Eukaryota; Metazoa; Chordata; Actinopteri; Salmoniformes; Salmonidae
Product: protein AF1q-like
Exons: 2
Coding region: 127-402 (91 amino acids)
Biological process (GO): positive regulation of mitochondrial depolarization; apoptotic signaling pathway; positive regulation of DNA-templated transcription
Cellular component (GO): cytosol; nucleoplasm
Source: RefSeq, a predicted model, not a curated record